Plasmodium knowlesi strain H is the source of this 3951-nucleotide messenger RNA. Its product is annotated as conserved Plasmodium protein, unknown function. The record is from RefSeq and is a predicted model, not a curated record. NCBI's taxonomy places the organism in Eukaryota, Apicomplexa, Aconoidasida, Haemosporida, Plasmodiidae. The coding region runs from base 1 to 3951 and encodes 1316 amino acids. The transcript has a single exon.
AUGUUCUCGAAAAGAAAAGUAGUCAAACGGAACAUUCGGAAGGUUACUGGGGAUGACAACUCCAAUUUGAAUGACUCCCCCAAUGAUGAGGAAAAGGAAAAUUAUACACAGGAAGAAACUACAGUGGAGAAGAGAAUAACCGAAGUAUGCGUCGACAAAAGUGAGAUUGUAGUACCGCCACCCCCCGAAGAGGCAUCUGCAACCCAGGACAACAACAUCAGUAUAAGAGAAAUACCGGAUGAGGAAAAAUGUGAAGAAGGACAUGGGAGGGGUACUGAGAAGGGAGAAAGUACUGAUCAAAUGGACAGGAGGAAAGGAUCGGAUGCGCUUACCGAAGAGGCAAUCACCAAGAAGGGAAAAGUUAGCAGAAAGGAGAAGAAGAAAAAUGAAGAGACAAAGAAGGUUAAUAGAAUGAACACGAGCUUCCAUAUCUACAGUGAUGAUGAAGACGAUUGUUAUGUAGCCAUUAGGAGGAGGAAGACUGUACAGAGGAACAUCCAGAGUGGAUCCAUCCAGAUGGAGGAUUCACCCGACACGUUGAAAGCAACCAGGGAGAUAGAGACCAAACCCGUCGAAAAUCACACUGAACAAAUGGAAAAACUCCAAGGAGGGUUUUCCUCACGAGAAUUUUUCAUUCGAAGGUAUGGGGUAGAUCUACACGAAGGUCGUGUCAAUCAGACAGGACAAGAAGAGUUACUUAAGGAUGAGGAAGGAAAUAAUCCUUCAUGUGCCAGUGGGGGGAAAACAAAAAUACUAACAUAUUCAACAAAGAGGAACGAAAGUACAUCGACGGAAAAAAACUUUUUUGUGUGCUACCCUGAAGAAGACCGCUAUGGAGAUAGCCCUAUCGAGAUGAACAGCCUGGGUGAAGACAUGAUCGAACAUAGAUAUCGGCACAAUCAGAGAGAAGAUCACCAAACGGGUGGGAGAUACCCACAUGUAGCUCUCCAUCAAGACGAAGAAGCUACAAAGGAAGAAGAGGAGUACCAAGACGAGGAGGAAAAGAAACUCAUCGAAAGGAUAAAAUUGAAAAAACAAAUCUUACGAAAAAAAAAAACACUCAGUGAUAUGUACAGCUACCAACUGGAGGAAGACGAUGAAGGAGAGGAUCCUGUCGGUAUUGACUGCUCCCUGAGGAUGACUGCACACCAAUUUCAGGGGAAGAAGAAAAUUACAACACCUUGGGAGGAACGCCAUCUACGGGAAGAGGAGGAUGAUAUACCGAUCGAAGACGACUUGGACGUGGACGAUAUUUACAACUACGAAUCCUUGAAUGAAAUGAAAAACAGGCUUAUAAUAAAAAAAAACAAAAAUAACGAGAUAGACAGUUUUUAUGACAUGGUAGGGGGAAUAUCAACUGAGCGAAAUCCCCACCAAAUUCCUACCUCCACGAAGGAAUAUAUAAAACAAAUGCACGAGGAUGAAGUGAUCAAAAAAAUUGUGGACACAGAAAUUAUGUCGCAGUUGAAAAAGGAGAAGAGGGAUUUCCACCAAGGGAUCAUCUCCCCCGAUGAGGAUGACACAAGCGAUCCAUUUUCCGAUGGAUUAACAAAAAAAAAAUGUGAAAACUCAGGUAGGCUAAAUUUGAAAAAGGAAUCUUUCCAUGGUGAUCGUCUGAUUGGGUCCCAUUCAGACUUUCCCACUCGGAAUGAAGCAGAUAGUUGGCAAGUAAAUGGAUCACACAAAGUGGAAAAUGCGGAAAAUGCGGAAAACGCGGAUAACGAGGAAAGAACGCAAUAUGGUGAAGAAAAAGGAAAAACAAGUGAGAAAAACGCAAACCAUGUAAACCACAUGGAUGAAGAGGACUGGCGAAGUAGCGCCCAAAGCAACGACCGACUUUACCAACAGGAAAAUGAAGCUCUUUUCAGUGAGAUCAAAAAAACGUUUAAAAAAUACUCCGUGUGUAACACACAAAUUGUUGAAAUGUACGAACAUAUUCGAGAUCUUUUUGAGGAAUACAAAUGCCGGAAGGAUCAAUCAGGACAAGUAAAAAGUUUAGAAAAAAAUUAUCAGAACAAGUACACCGAAUUGGAGGAGAUCAAAAAAAAGAUGACAAAGGAAAUUGUUACCUGUACAAGCUUCUUUAGAUAUUUCUAUCACCUCAUGAGGCUCAUCAAGGCGAAGAGUAAUUUGUUAGACAACGCACUAGCAGAGUCCUUCGAAAUUGAUGUAACCUUUUUUAUCGUCUACCAAAAUCUCAAGUUAUACCUUUAUAGGAAAUACUACGAAAAUUACAAACUCAUUUUUAUCAAGGAUUAUAUUUACAACGCCAAAUAUUACAAACAGAAAAAGGAUGGGGACAAGAACGAGUUAGUGAAACAGUUGGUAACCAAUGGAAUUGUUUCGAACUGCCAAUUUAUCCAUGACGCCGCACUCUUUAGCGAGCAUCUUAUCAAUGAGGUGAAACAACACAAUGAAUUCAACGACACCUGUGUGCACUACAUGUUCGAUGGAUUUUCUAGCAAUUAUUCCACUGAUUCUUCGGCUUCUUCCGAUUGGGAGAAACCUAAAAACGCUACAAUGAAAAAUGACCAAGCCAUUGGAGAUAAAAGGAAGAAGCGGAAGGAAGAGAAGAAAAAGUACUUCCAAACAUUCAAGAUGAAAAUAUUGAAGAGGAAAUAUCUCAUAGCCAUUGAAAACAUUUUCAAAGAUGUUCACCCCCAUUUUAUCAAUUUUAAAAAUGCUAUAAAAUAUUUUUAUCUGCUUAAAUUACACAACGAAGAUUUUUACGUAACACACAAUUACAUGUCCUUAUUCGAUUCUAUUUUAUUUUUUUUUGCAAAAUAUGAAUUGCUCUUUUGGGAUCCUCUCUACCAAUUUUAUCAAACCAGAACAAAAAAAAGGAAGCUACUUUCCUUGUUGGAGGAUAAAAUUGAGGGGAGCCACUCGGAGCAAAUACAUGCUAUCUUUGUGCAGCUGUACAGAAAUGAAGAUUUCGUCAAUGCAAAUAACGUUCCUAGGGGAAAAAAACAAUUUCCAUCCCCUGUGCUGAAUUGGACAUAUGGAGAUGAUACCGUCAAUUCGUCGAAGGGGGUGGACGAAGCGCCUUCCUCUGUGGACCCCUUCCAAGGGGAAUCAUCCACCGAAAAUGACAUCGAGAGCAGCACAGACUCGUCCGAAUCGGACGACGCGUUUUCUUUCACCAGUUCGAGCACCCCUGAGGGGGGAGGAGUUUCAACGGUGGGUGAAUCGCCAAUGUGGGAGAAAUCGCCAAUUGAGGAAAAAACGUCAAUAGAAAAAAAAACGUCAGUAGAGGAAAAACAGCCAAUCGGGGAAAAACCCCCCCUGGAGAAAAAAAAAAAAAAAUACAAACCCGCGAAGAAGCACUUCCAUAACAACCCCAGCGUAAGAAGCUUCGAGUGGUACAAAUUUAUGGACGAGCUCAUGUACAUCUACCAAGUGGACGACGAAAAGGAGAUCCUGAAAAAGUUGUACGACAAAAUUUUUAACAAUAAGGUGCAUGAAUUAGUGGAGGCAUGGAACCCCCUAUCCUUGAAGCAAAGCUACAAUUUGUGCGUUAUCCUGGCGGAGUACCUCCUCUACAAUCAGGACCGCAGAGAGGUUACCAACAUGGUCAAAGAAAAGAUAAACAGUUGUGUAAUUACAUUUUUCGAAGGCUAUAUAAAUAUAAGUAGCCAAAAAAAAAAAGACAUCUUCCUAAUGAGGUGUUUAAAGAUAUUAAAAAGUGUCAGGGGCAUCUUUUGCUUACUGGGUGAUGAUACCCUGCACGAUUUUGUUAAAAAAAUAUUUUACAACUUUGUCCUCACAAAUUAUGAUUAUUCCAGUAAAUUACACAACUUGAUUGUGUCAGCGGUGGUGCACAUUAUCCUCUCUCUGGGUGUUCCAGAGGAGAGCAAAUUUUUCGAAGACAUUUCCAGUGUGUUGUGUGGGAUCAAGGAUAGGCUACGCUCGGGUGAUUUCGACUACGGGAAGUUCAAGGUGGAAAAUUAG